Dryobates pubescens (Downy woodpecker) is the source of this 2744-nucleotide messenger RNA. RefSeq names its product potassium voltage-gated channel subfamily Q member 1 (gene KCNQ1). Gene Ontology annotation, biological process: potassium ion transport; transmembrane transport. The record is from RefSeq and is a predicted model, not a curated record. Lineage: Eukaryota; Metazoa; Chordata; Aves; Piciformes; Picidae. The transcript has 16 exons. Gene Ontology annotation, molecular function: voltage-gated potassium channel activity. The coding region runs from base 365 to 2371 and encodes 668 amino acids. Gene Ontology annotation, cellular component: membrane; voltage-gated potassium channel complex.
GGUCGGCAACGAGGAGCACGGCUGGACAGGGAGAGCAGGUGCAGGCUACAGCCAGGGCUCGCUGCCGAGCCCAUCUCCUCCGGCGCUCAGGGGCCGGUCCUGCGGCAGGUGCUUGCCCGGAGGCGGCGCGCCGGGGUGAGGCCCAGCAGACCUCCCGGGGCCGCCGUGCAGUGCCUCUGGAUGGGUGGCACCGGACCCGCCCCCGUCGAGGCUUCUCCUCACCUUUCCUGGCCAGAAGCCGCCCCCGAGGGGGCCGGGCCAAGCGCCGGCGGCGGGAGAGGGCGCCCGGCGCCGGCCCGCAGCUCGCUGGGGCAGCGCAGCCGUGACACCGUCGCGCCCUCCGGUUCCCUGAGCUGCCCCAGCCAUGUCCUCCAGUUCUCCCCCGGGCGAGCAGAAAAGCCGGAGCCUGGGCCGGCUAUCGCUGCCCCGGAGAGGCAGCAUGACGCCCAGCAAGAAGUCCUCGGCGCUGGAGCUGGCCGAGAACACCCCCAACGCCCACUACGCCCCACUCUCCGCCGCCCAGGGCGGGCAGCCGCCGGUGGGCUGCAGCCCGGAGCCGGGACGGGAGCGGUCGCUGCGGCUGAAGAGCGAGGUGGUGGUGCUGAACGCCGACUGCCCGCGGCCGCCCGUCAGCCUGGACCCCCGCGUCUCCAUCUACAGCCUCCGCAAGCCCCUGCUGAGCCGCAGCAACAUCCAAGGCAGGGUCUACAACUUCUUGGAGCGGCCCACGGGCUGGAAGUGCUUCGUCUACCACUUCACCGUCUUCCUUAUAGUGCUGAUAUGCCUCAUCUUCAGCGUGCUUUCCACAAUCGAGCAGUACGCAGCUCUUGCUACAGGGACGUUGUUCUGGAUGGAAAUUGUCUUAGUGGUGUUCUUUGGGACAGAAUAUGUGGUUCGCUUGUGGUCAGCAGGAUGCCGCAGUAAAUACGUUGGGAUAUGGGGAAGGCUUCGUUUCGCUAGGAAGCCUAUUUCCAUCAUUGAUUUAAUUGUAGUUGUUGCCUCCAUGAUAGUUCUUUGUGUGGGCUCUAAAGGUCAAGUCUUUGCAACCUCAGCUAUCAGGGGCAUCCGGUUCCUGCAGAUCUUGCGGAUGCUGCACGUCGACCGUCAGGGUGGCACGUGGAGGCUGCUGGGAUCAGUGGUCUUCAUCCACAGACAAGAGCUGAUAACUACGCUCUACAUUGGUUUUCUGGGCCUGAUUUUCUCCUCUUAUUUCGUGUACCUGGCUGAAAAAGAUGCUGUCAAUGAUUCUGGAGAAACAGAAUUUGGCAGCUAUGCAGAUGCCCUGUGGUGGGGGGUAGUGACUGUCACAACUAUUGGCUAUGGGGAUAAAGUGCCUCAGACCUGGAUAGGGAAGACCAUUGCAUCUUGUUUCUCAGUGUUUGCAAUUUCUUUCUUUGCACUGCCUGCGGGAAUCCUUGGGUCAGGCUUUGCCCUAAAGGUACAACAGAAACAAAGACAGAAGCAUUUCAACCGUCAGAUUCCAGCUGCUGCCUCUCUCAUACAGACUGCAUGGAGGUGCUAUGCAGCAGAGAACCCUGACUCCUCCACGUGGAAAAUAUACAUUCGAAAGCCUACCAGGAAUUAUCAUCUGCUGUCACCCAGUCCAAAGCCAAAGAAAUCAGUGAUGGUUAAAAAGAAGAAAUUUAAGUUAGACAAGGACAAUGGGCCUUCUUCUCCAGACAGGAUGUUAACCGUGCCACACAUCACUUACGACCACGUGGCGGAGGACAGGAAGCCUGAUUUCAGUUUCGAUGCCUAUGAAAAUUCUGUGAAAAAAAGCCCCACCUUUUUAGAUGUGAACACAGGACCCUUCAUCAGGACCAACAGCUUUGCCGAUGAGCUUGACCUGGAGGGUGAGACACUGCUGACCCCAAUAACUCACAUCUCACAGCUGCGAGAACACCACCGUGCUGCAAUUAAGGUGAUUCGCAGGAUGCAGUACUUUGUGGCAAAGAAAAAGUUUCAGCAAGCUAGAAAGCCCUAUGAUGUCCGAGAUGUUAUUGAGCAGUAUUCACAGGGCCACCUCAACCUGAUGGUGCGAAUCAAGGAGUUACAGAGGAGAUUGGACCAGUCCAUAGGGAAGCCAUCUCUUUUUAUCUCUGUCUCAGAAAAAAGCAAAGACCGAGGGAAUAACACAAUUGGUGCCAGGCUGAACAGAGUGGAGGACAAGGUUACACAGAUGGACCAGAAGCUGAACCUCAUUACAGAUAUGCUGCAUCAUCUGGUUUCCCGUCAGCAGGGGGAUCAAGGGAACAACAGAUCAUCUCAGAAAGGCAGCGGCGUGGGUUCAGAUCUUUUCCUCCCUAACAACACCCUGCCGACCUACGAGCAGCUGACGGUGCCGAGAAGAAACGAAGACGACGUGUCCUGAGGUGGUCUAAGUCUGGGUUGGGUUCUGCCCACCUUUCUCCUCUGGGCUGGGUUCUUCCCCACCUUUCUCCUGUCAAUGGGACUGAACUUUGAGAACCUGGAAGGAAUUAAGCCCAUCGUCCAUCCAGCACGUGACUCCUGUAGCCAAACCACUAGUCUCAAACGCACUCUUCUAACGCCACUUGUAGUAGCCCAAGGAUUGCCAGGCUGUCUUCUACCAGGGAAAACCUGCUGAAGCUCCACGUUGAUUUUGUCCAUGAACAAAUGAUCACAACUCAUUAUUUCUCAGAAAGAUCAAAAUGCUGUAAAAAGAGGCAAAACUCCCAGGGUGUAGAGCUCCUUUGAUAAUAAUGAUAGUAAUAAUAAUACUCUAA